GGUGUAGUGGAGUGGUGUCGAGGUCAGCAGCAGCAGCCCAGCGGAACAGAAGCAGUGAAAUCUUGCUAACUCGCCAUAAUAAAGGAGGGCGACAGCCGACACGAACCAUCAAUUUCAGGUGAAGGAAAAAGUGCUCGCAGUGUUUUUGUACCGUCUGUUUGUCCGUUAGAUUACUCUUGGAAUCCCCAGAACCGUGUUGUGUAGAAACUCCCUUCGAUUGUCCGCCAAUUUAUCCGAUUCGGUGAGAUAAAUUUUGUUGUGAUUGUGAGAAAAAUUGUCCCGGUAGAGCAUACAAAAUGUGCGAGCAAUUGGCAAGAAUACAAGGAUGCAAUAUUCUGCUCAUCGGCGAAAACGACAGCCUGGUCAACAAAUAUGGCCACAGCGUUACCAUUUCUUGCGGUUACGAUCCGCAAGGAAUGAGCCUCCGGAUUAUUAAGGACGGUACUCAGCAGCAGUUGGAGGAAAUACCUGUCACUUCCAAGACGACCAACAUCAUCAAGGGCAAGACAUCACACAUCCUCGUCGUCAAUGGUGAGCUGAUCUACAUCCGGUUCCCCUCGAAGUCGGAAUGUCAGCUGUUCCGGCAGCUGCUGAAUAAACUGUCCGGACGGGUCAAUUCAGUAUUCAGUCUCCGGACGGAGGACUCAUCCGCAUCACAGUAUUUCCAAUUUUACGGCUAUUUGUCCCAGCAGCAAAAUAUGAUGCAGGAUUUCGUCCGGACCAGCACCUAUCAGAGAGCUAUUUACAGCAACUCACAGGACUUCCAUAACAAAAUUGUACUGGAUGUUGGAGCCGGAUCUGGUAUCCUCUCGUUCUUUGCUGUCCAUACCGGAGCAGCUAAGGUUUAUGCUGUGGAAGCAAGCAACAUGGCUCAAUACGCCCAGCAAUUGGUCCAUUCGAAUAAUCUGGACAACAAGAUCACGGUCAUUGCGGGAAAGAUUGAGGAGAUCGAACUGCCGGAAAUGGUCGAUGUCAUAAUUUCGGAACCAAUGGGCUACAUGCUUUACAACGAGCGAAUGUUGGAAACCUAUCUGCAUGGUAAGAAGUGGCUCAAGCCGGAUGGUAAAAUGUUCCCUUCGCGCGGUGAUCUACAUGUGGCGCCGUUUACCGACGAAGCUCUCUACAUGGAGCAGUAUAAUAAAGCGAAUUUCUGGAUGCAAACGGAAUUCCACGGCGUCAAUUUGGUGGCAUUGAGAGAUGCUGCUAUGAAGGAAUAUUUCCGUCAGCCUAUCGUCGAUACUUUCGACAUUCGCAUUUGCAUGGCCAAGUCUAUCAGGCACACUAGUAACUUUUUAACUGCCGACGAAAAGGAUUUGCAUCGCAUUCAAAUCGAUGUCGAAUUCCAUAUCCUUGAUACAGGAACUUGUCACGGCUUGGCAUUCUGGUUCGAUGUAGAAUUUGCUGGUUCGUGUUCGCAAAUUUGGCUGUCUACAGCUCCGACGGAAUCGCUUACUCAUUGGUAUCAAGUGCGUUGUCUAUUGCAAACGCCAAUUUUUGUCAAGCAAGGACAAGUGUUGUCUGGAAAAGUGGUUUUGGCAGCUAAUCAGAGACAAAGCUAUGACGUUGAAAUCGAUCUGAAGUUGGAAGGAACAAUGAUAACUUCCUCCAACACCCUUGAUCUUAAGAAUCCGUACUUCCGAUAUACUGGAGCCCCUGUUCCAGCCCCACCAGGUUCGAAUACAACUUCACCAAGUGAGGCCUACUGGGGACAAUUAGAUGCUCAAGGAGCUCGAAAUGCUGUUAAUCUCGUAAAUGGAAUCACCGUGAACGGCCUUGGAGAGGUGGACAUGUCAAUGAUAAAUACGAAUUUGAUGCCCAUCGGAAAUCAACCCAAUAUUCACCCGGGGUUGAUCUCGAGCACCGGCAGACAGCAGACGCAGCAACAACCCGUUCAGCAGCUUGCUUUGAAUCCUAACGUUGCCUGUGCCGCGACAUCUACGCAGAAUGUAGCCCAGCAGCAGCUGAUUGGUGGUGCAAUUUCUCCUUCUCUCUUUACAACACCGACUCAGCAAAUAAUCAACAGCCACCACACGCAACCCAUUCACGGUGGUCAGUUCUAUUAGAUAUCGCCAGCAUGCUUUCCAGGCACCAGAAAACAACAACCGAAACCCUCCCACAUACAAACAUACAAUCAAUCAAUCACACAUGCAUACACACACAUUCACGAACGCUUUAUCAUUGCCGUUUAAGUUCACAGCGCUACACUAAUUAAUUAAUUAUUUAAUUGUAUAAUCGUUUUAUUGAGAUUGACCGAACAGGAAGUGAACCGCGUCCUGUUGCACGAUAAGAUUAUAAUUGCAAGGUAGCAAGCUUUUAUUUUCAAAAGUUAAGUUCUCUUUUAAUGUCUACUUAGUUUGUAAUAGAGUUUCCAAUUAAAUAGUGUAUCCGAAGCAUCGUCCAACUAAAA
Molecule: messenger RNA, 2407 nt
Organism: Uranotaenia lowii
Lineage: Eukaryota; Metazoa; Arthropoda; Insecta; Diptera; Culicidae
Gene: Art4
Product: histone-arginine methyltransferase CARMER
Exons: 2
Coding region: 297-2063 (588 amino acids)
Biological process (GO): peptidyl-arginine methylation
Molecular function (GO): protein-arginine N-methyltransferase activity
Source: RefSeq, a predicted model, not a curated record